AUGGCGCAGCCCGUCAGGAGGUUUCCCGGCCACUUGGCCCAGUUCGUGAGGUGUUACUCGGUCUCGGCUGAGAGUAUUCCCGCCGCCAAGAAGAAGUAUGUGCCGACUGAGGGCACGUAUCCCCAGGGUUUUCAGGCCUCUGGGAUCCUCGUGGGAGUGAAGCCGGGAAACAAGACCAAGCCCGAUCUCGCUCUGCUCAGCUCAGACCGGCCUUGCGCCGCCGCCGCCGUCUUCACCAAGAACAAAUUCCAGGCGGCACCCGUCACCUUCAGCCGAGACCUCCUGAAGAAGAAGUCCAACCGCGGCAUUCGUAGUGUCCUCAUCAACUCGGGGUGCGCCAAUGCCGUCACCGGAAAGGGUGGUCUCGAGGAUGCCUCUCUCAUGGCGCACGCCGCCGACAAGGCUGUUGGAGGCGAGGGCGAUGCGUCGUCAACCAUUGUCAUGAGCACGGGAGUCAUUGGCCAGAGACUCCCCAUUGCCAAGAUCGUCGACAAUGUUCCCGCUGCCCAAGGGGCUCUGGGCUCAUCUCACAAACACUGGCUGAGCUUUGCUACCGCCAUCUGCACGACCGAUACGUUCCCGAAACUCAAGUCCAAGACCUUCACGCUGCCCUCGUCACCAGGCGUCGAGUACCGUAUUGCUGGCACCACCAAGGGCGCCGGCAUGAUCCAUCCCAACAUGGCCACGCUCCUCGGUGUUGUAGCUACCGACGCCCCCAUCUCGCCUGCCGUCAUGCCCUCGGUUCUUAAGCAUGCCGUCGACCGAUCAUUCAACAGCAUCACGAUCGAUGGAGACACAUCGACCAACGAUACUCUCGCGCUGCUCGCCAACGGUGCCGCUGGAGGCAAGGAGAUUGUGUCCGAGGAUUCGGCCGAUUACGCUGCUUUCAAGGAGGUCCUGACUGAUUUCUCUAUCGACCUGGCCAAGCUCAUUGUCCGCGACGGUGAGGGCGCCACCAAGUUCGUCACGAUCCGCGUCGUCGAGUCCGCUAGCGAGGAGGCUGCACGGAAAAUUGCCAGCACCAUUGCCAGGUCGCCUCUCGUCAAGACUGCACUGUACGGAAGGGACGCCAACUGGGGCCGCAUCCUAUGCGCGACUGGUUACUCGCUCGUGUCCGAGCCCGGCCAGGCCGUCAGCGAUGUUCCCGAGGUCGUCCCCGAGAAGACCAACGUCUCCUUCGUGCCUACAGAUGGCACCCCUGAGCUGAAGCUGCUGGUCAACGGCGAGCCUGAGAUGGUUGACGAGGCCAGGGCUUCCGAGAUUCUGGAGUUGGAGGACUUGGAGAUCAUCGUGAGGCUGGGCACUGGUGACAAGGAGGCCACGUACUGGACCUGCGAUUACAGCCACGAAUACAUCACCAUCAACGGCGACUACCGCACGUGA
Molecule: messenger RNA, 1383 nt
Organism: Colletotrichum higginsianum IMI 349063
Lineage: Eukaryota; Fungi; Ascomycota; Sordariomycetes; Glomerellales; Glomerellaceae
Product: Arginine biosynthesis bifunctional protein ArgJ, mitochondrial
Exons: 1
Coding region: 1-1383 (460 amino acids)
Biological process (GO): L-ornithine biosynthetic process; L-arginine biosynthetic process
Cellular component (GO): mitochondrial matrix
Molecular function (GO): L-glutamate N-acetyltransferase activity, acting on acetyl-CoA as donor; L-glutamate N-acetyltransferase activity, acting on acetyl-L-ornithine as donor
Source: RefSeq, a predicted model, not a curated record